AUGCUAAGUAUAACUAAAGCUAGACAACUUGGAUUCACUUCCAAAUCGAGGAGAUCUAAAUCGUCGUUUGCAACAGCCCUCAAUGCUGCGGCUCGUCUGGUCACCCCGAAGGCCCUUUUAAACAAUCCAGUUUCGUUAGUUUCUAACGAGAUGAAUACACUAGCCAAGAACAUACUUUCAUUAGUUGGAUCAGGUCAUCCAGUUUUAAACAGAGUGACCGGCUAUUAUUUCGAGGCUGAGGGGAAAAAGGUUCGUCCUUUGCUAGUUCUUCUCCUGUCUCGAGCGUUAUCAAAAAUUCCAAUUGAGGAGCGAAACAGAAUUAAAAUUGAUUUUUCCGACGUUCCAGAAGAUCCAGUGUAUUCAAAGCUCCCUCACUCAUUGUUAUUCGAGCAUCCAGCUAAGAAUUUUUCACCACUUCACAUUUUACAUGGCAUCAAACCGCUCAAUCCCUUGACCAAAGGACCGGAACCCCUCACUGAAGGAUUUGAUAAAGAUUCUGGCAUAUUACCCAAGCAAAGAAGACUAGCUGAAAUUGUCGAGAUGAUUCAUACUGCAUCUCUACUUCACGAUGAUGUUAUUGAUCACUCCGAUACAAGAAGAGGCCGUCUCAGUGGGAACAUUGCAUUUACCAACAAAAUGGCAGUAUUGGCCGGCGAUUUUUUGCUGGGAAGAGCCACUGUAUCAAUUUCAAGGCUGCGUAACCCGGAAGUUGUGGAAUUGAUUUCAAACAGCAUUGCUAAUCUGGUAGAGGGUGAGUUCAUGCAAUUGAAAAAUACUGCCAUCGAUAAUGAUCUGUCCCAGGUUCUCGACGGCAGUAAUUAUAAAAAUUUACCUUCCAGUAGUAUGGAAGUCCCCGGACAUGAUUUCAAGGUACCCAAUUCAAGUGAAAGACAUGCAGGAUCACAUUCUCAAAUGAUUGAAACGUCAUUCGAGUAUUACCUUCACAAAACAUACCUUAAGACAGCUUCUUUAAUCUCAAAAUCAUGUCGGUCGGCAGCAAUUCUCGCGGGAGCCCAAGACCCAGUAGUGGAAAUGUGCUACAAUUUUGGUAAAAACCUGGGCAUCUGUUUUCAAUUGGUCGAUGACAUGCUUGAUUUCACCGUGUCCGCAAAAGACCUCGGUAAGCCGGCAGGUGCAGAUUUGCAACUUGGACUAGCUACUGCCCCUGUAUUAUAUUCUUGGAAAGCUGAUCCCUCUCUGGGUCCUCUCAUUCAACGAGGGUUUUCGCAGCCUGGCGAUAUAGAGCGCACUCUCGAGGCUGUUGCCAAAUAUGAAGGUGUGGAGAAAACUCGCGAGCUAGCUCACGACUACAGAGACAGAGCUCUCAAAAAUUUACGUGAAGCUUUACCAGACUCUGAUGCUAGGUCUGCUCUGGAACUUCUUACCAACAGCAUUUUAACGAGAAGGAAAUGA
Molecule: messenger RNA, 1413 nt
Organism: Lachancea mirantina
Lineage: Eukaryota; Fungi; Ascomycota; Saccharomycetes; Saccharomycetales; Saccharomycetaceae
Source: the annotation of a GenBank genome assembly